Molecule: messenger RNA, 3578 nt
Organism: Neodiprion virginianus
Lineage: Eukaryota; Metazoa; Arthropoda; Insecta; Hymenoptera; Diprionidae
Product: kin of IRRE-like protein 1
Exons: 9
Coding region: 881-1687 (268 amino acids)
Biological process (GO): synapse organization
Cellular component (GO): neuron projection membrane
Source: RefSeq, a predicted model, not a curated record
AGUGUCUGAAAAUCGAGAAUAACGUCAGUUGCACGCCCCUCGCAGAUGCAUCUCGUCGGUUUAUUGCUGCGAGCUCGUCAAAAGCGAUGAUGCGGAGGAGAGCUUUUGCAGAUCGUUUCCGGAUGUCCCAGCGCUCCGCUCGUCGCUCUAACCCAGUAUUCAGUUGCUGCAGUUCUCGUCGGCCUGUUUCACAUUCCGCGUACGCGUAUGUUGGAUUUUCAUUAGACAACUCCGGGAAUCCAGGACUGUGCAAACAUCACACCUACUUACCAACUUGAGAUUUGCGAGCUCGAUUAUUUCGCGGGCACGCGACUCUUUUCAUCAGCGGUAAAACCAGCUGUUCAGCGAAUCGGAGGCAGAUAUUCUAGAAAGAAGCUCCUCUUCCGUGAUUGUGACAACUCAAUGCCAAACUGACGUGACUCAAUGUUGCAGUUUUGUGCGGUGGAGGAUGUAAUAAUGGAGCGAAUAAUACCGGGAGAAAAUGAAUCCUGAAUGAAGAAAUGUGGCUGGCUUUUGCGAUUGUGUGGUCCUGCGCGGCGAAGAUACUACCGACAAAAGCCGCCAUCCUCCUUCCAUCCCAGCAUCCAGAUGAUGCGCGUAUAAGUAUAUCAGUCGGUUGGUACUGGUUCUGGGCCGAGAAGAGUACGGGGUGAGGAGGUGCUCUCAAAGCGUUCACGUGGAAACUCGAAAUGCCCAGUGGGGCUCGUAAACCCUUAAAACUCUGGGAAGCUCGCAGAAAAGUCCGAGCUUUUGGACCUAAAGCUUUUGUGAAAUCUAUAACCCUCUUGACCCUGGCUCCACCCACACUCUGCAGCUUGAGAGAUAAUCGCACCAAGACUUAAAAAAUACGGACUUAGUUGGUUGCCUCUGCGCAGACACGAUGACCGUGAUACGCGGCGGAGAACAACAUUUGUCGUCGUCGAACGAUUUUCGAAAGAACCCGGAGAGGAGCUUCGAGCCCGAAUUCGACCUAGACGUCGUCACCAACGUUACCAGCCUCGCUGGCCAAACCGCCUAUCUCACCUGUCGGAUAAAAAACCUGGGCAACAGAACGGUUUCCUGGGUGCGGCACAGGGACAUCCACAUCCUGACCACCGGGACUUACACCUACACGAGUGACCAGCGAUUCCAGGCGCUGCACAGGCCGCUGGCGACCGGAUCCGGAGGAAAGUCCUGGUCAGAAUGGACCCUUUGCAUAAAAUGGGUCCAGGAAAGGGACUCGGGUAUCUACGAGUGCCAGUUAUCAACUGCACCGGUCACUUCUCACGCCUUUCGGCUGAGCGUUGUAGUUCCGAUGGCGAGGAUACUGAGUGGUCCGGACCUCUACGUCGAUGCCGGUAGCACGUUGAAUCUCACCUGCGUCAUCGAGUUGAGUCCCGAACCGCUGGAAUACAUUUUCUGGUAUUACAAUCAAAAGGUGUUGAACUACGACAGUCCAAAUAGCCGGAAAUUCGUUUACACGGAGAGGGAAAACGAAGUGACGACGUCGAGACUUUUGAUAAAAUCAACUGACCAGGAAGAUUCCGGUGAAUACAGCUGCAGGCCCAGCAACUCGAAGAAAGCGAGUGUCCGCGUUCACGUUUUGAACGGCGAACGCCUGGAAGCAAUGCAGACCGGCGGUGCUGCCGUCCCCGUUUUAAGUCUCCUGCUAAUUGUACUGUCAUCUUCCAGCAACGGGUUCAGCUAAAAACCGCCGAUCUUUUCCCAGGAUAACACGUAGACGUGAAUGCAGCUCGUCCGGAGUGUCCCUUUCAAAAGUUUGAUAUUUUUGGAGAAACGAAUAAUUUUCGCCGAUUACUUUUCCUUACGUUUCUUUCGCAAUCCGCGUCUGUCUCGCUCUUUAAUUCUCGUCAAGCAGAAACUGAAGAGAAAAGAGGAGGAAAAAAAAUUUCCUCAACGAAUUCUGUGAUGUCGCGGAUGGACAAAUCGUUGAGGACAAACGGAAAGUCUGGUGCUGCAGGGCGCCGAGCCGCCGAGGUAAUUAAAGUGUCUCCGUUAAUUAAGGAGGUCCUUUCUCUCCGAACUACAUAGUAGCUUUUUGCACAACUUUCAAAAAGAAUCGCCGUAAUUCGUUAGCGUAUAUAUACAUAUAUAUAUAUAUAUAUAUAUACACAUUUUCCGUCGCACUCACGGUGAGAAAGCUCUUGGAAUUUUUUUCAAACUUCUCUUCCUCUCUUCCUUCGCUCUUUCCCAUUUUAAUUUUCUUUCUAUACCUAUAUUACAGGUAUACAUUUUCAUCCCGCUCAAUUAUUCCUCUCGUUUUUAUUCAUCGCCCCAUGUAGUAAACCUCGCGAAUAGAUAUAGAUUUGCGCGUCUUUCCCGCACGUGCAGAUAUCACCUGGUCACUACGGGUUUGGCCCGACGCGUUGAAAAUGUUGAAACGGAUUCGAUCCCUUAUAUAGGAUUCUCCAAACGCAAACAAAUUGUUCGCCUUCCUCGCGAUAGAACUCUUUUUUUUUCUUUUCGAGAACCUGCAGCUCGGCGCGAGCAGCGCGAUAACAGAGAGCGGGAGUAAGAGAAGAAGAAAGAAAAUAAAAUUACUUUUUUCUCUCCUCCUCCUUCUUCUUCUAUUCUUUUUUCCCCUUUUUUUCUCACGCACGACCUACCGGGAACAAUUUGUUCUUCGCUAAGUGAUAUAAGCUUCAGGGCCUGUGCACCAGCCCCAUCGCCUCGCCCGAGGAAAAGAAGAAAAUUUAAUUACGGAUAAUAAUUAGCUUGACGCAUGUACCUUUUAUUCUCGGCUAUUUUAAAAAUUCGAUAUUACACGAAGUAAAAAGAUAGGCGUAAAAAAUAUGAAGAAACUUCGCGACGCCCGACCUUGCGAACGUACUAUAAUUAAUUGAUAUGAAAAUUAAUCUCCCCUCCUAUACGUAUAUGUGUGAAUGUAUACAGUUAUAACUGCUCAUAUUAUACACAAGUGUUUAUUUUAAUUUUAUUCAUAAGCAGCUAUGAUAUUAGUCGAAGUGCCGAGGUGUGCAGGAUCAGAGGCGGGCAACCCGGCUACUCCCCCAAUCUACAAUCUGAAAUAUUGCGGACCGAGGUAAGGCUCGUUUCGUCGCGUCACGGAAUGUACGCUUUUAAAUUUGACUAAAUCUUCGCCUCCUCUUCCCCCAAGGAAUUUGAAUAAAAAAUAUCACCAUUUACGUUCACCCUGUUAGCGAUCUUCAAGGUCUCACGCAGCCAUUGAGCAGGUAUUCUUCUCCUCCUCUUUUUUGUUCCCCCGUUCCAUCAUUUUUACUCUGCUUUUUUCUUAUACCAUUUUCCCCGUUCAAAUUCGUGCGAUAUCGACGAUUUCAUUCCAGGUGCAGGCUUACUUUACCCACUAGCGUUUAUACUUACAUUUUUUAGAUAUAUGCAUGUAUACAUAUAUAUUGUUUCUUUAACUGUUUGAACAGUUCAUAACUGGAAAAGAUACGGAAAAGAUAUCAAAAGUUAAUCGAUACCGUACAUUUGUUUUUUCUUUGCAAAAUCGUUUUAUUCAAGAGUUGCAAUUGGGACGCUCCGUUCGUUUGGCCGUCGAUACGUAUAAAUAUACUUGUACAAUAAGAAAACAAAAAACCUGUAUCCAUAAACGUGAA